AUGGCCCAUUUCGCUAGGUGGAAGGCCACCCAAGCAAACAGGAGCAUGGUGACAUAUGACAAUGCCAGAGCUCCCUGUGAGAGGAAGAAGGAGAACUGGAGAAGAGAGGAUUUGCCUGAAGACCAGCAUUCGUCUUUAGGACAAGAGCUGCAGAAGGGAGAAGGUGCCCAGGGUGUUCAAGACAGAAACAAGGAGACAGCAGAAGACAAGAUUACCGAGAAAGACUCUCCAUUCAGCAAAUCAGAACCACACAAAGGUUCAAAGGGUCUGAAGGUGUUGCUGCUUUUAGGACAGGAAGCCUGUCAGUCGUGGGAGUCAGAAACAGCUGGGAUGUUCAGCAAUCCUCUCCCCUGCUUCCUUGGAACAGAUUGGAAGCUGCCGAUCCCCUUGGAACCUGUCUAUCCACCACUAAUCUCCUCGAGUAUAAGUGCCACCAAAGCUGGGGGACGAAGCUGGGACUUGUCUCCACGAAUAGCAAAGACCUUCCGAAUCCAUGAUGUGCCUGUGUCCUGUCUACCACAGCAGGGCCCUUUCCGACAAUACAUGGACAAGACGGUGGAGAAGAGAUUGGCCAGCUGGAAGGAGCGCCGCAGCCGCUUUGGAGACGUUAAUGUUCACAAAUGCUAUCAGUUUGGGCAGAUCUUCUCCCCUUUCCAGGCCCUCGCGACAACUGCAGCUGCUGCUUAUCCACCCAUUGACUGGCCAACAUUCCCUAAACAUGAGCAUGUGCACAGCAAAGUGCUAAGCACCGUGAAGUCAGGUACUUUGAAGAGGAGGCAACAGAAGCCCAACAAAGCAAUGAAGCACAGCUACAAAGUGACAGAACCAACACCUAUGCCCUAUGCGCUCUGCUAA
Chrysochloris asiatica (Cape golden mole) is the source of this 855-nucleotide messenger RNA. RefSeq lists its product as uncharacterized. Bases 1 to 855 code for a protein of 284 amino acids. Lineage: Eukaryota; Metazoa; Chordata; Mammalia; Afrosoricida; Chrysochloridae. The transcript is spliced from 7 exons. The record is from RefSeq and is a predicted model, not a curated record.